Messenger RNA from Phytophthora sojae, 2643 nucleotides. RefSeq lists its product as hypothetical. Gene Ontology annotation, biological process: nucleocytoplasmic transport; activation of GTPase activity. The transcript is spliced from 3 exons. Gene Ontology annotation, cellular component: perinuclear region of cytoplasm; cytosol; nucleus. Bases 1 to 2643 code for a protein of 880 amino acids. NCBI's taxonomy places the organism in Eukaryota, Oomycota, Peronosporomycetes, Peronosporales, Peronosporaceae. The record is from RefSeq and is a predicted model, not a curated record. Gene Ontology annotation, molecular function: small GTPase binding; GTPase activator activity.
AUGAAUUCCAGGAGUAAAAACUCUAACGAUCGUCCUGGUCGUGGCAAGCGUCAUCUAGCUCUUCAGCUGCAACAGUUCGGGCUUGGAGAUGCCAAGAUCAUCGCUCUAUCCACGUCACUUCGAGAAUUCCAGGCCAUCCAGGUCUUAGACCUCAGCGACAACCGCUUAACCGACGCUUCUAUCAUCCCGUUUGUCGACAACUCCUCGCUAAAGUCCGGGUGUAUGCUCACUGUGCUCAACCUGAGCAAGAACGAAGUUGGUCGGGAAGGGUGUAAGCAGAUCGCCCGCUUUCUGGCUGUCUGCAGCACUCUCACAUACUUGGAUCUAUCCCAUACAACACUGGGCGGCGACGACGAGGCGUUUGCUCCUGUUGCGGCUGCAAUUGAGUCACAUCCGUCCUUGAAACGAGUCAAUCUUUCGCAUAACUCGCUCGGUGAGCGUGGAGGAAUCCUGCUCGGUGCGAUGCUGACGACACCCACUUGCAACGUGCGGGCGCUGGACGUGUCUUGGAACAGCAUUCGACGUACUGGUGCUGUGGCUUUGGGGAUCGCGAUGCGCACCAACACUUCGUUGCGAACGCUUCACAUGAGCAUGAACCGAUGUGGGGACGGAGGUGGAGAGCAAUUGGCAGCGGCGCUGGCAUGCAACACGACGCUCACGCAACUCGAUCUAUCGCACAACGCACUGACCGGAGCGAGUGCCGUGGCCUUCGGCUUCUUCUUGCGUCAAAACCGCUCUCUACAGACGCUGGACAUGAAGGACAACAGCCUUGGAGAAAUCGGAGCUCGCGCUCUUCUGCGUGCUAUUGCGUUGGGCUCGCGCUGUGAGAUCAACUUGUCUGUUCACGACCUGGAAACUUCAUCUGUUGGCUCGACUCGAGCUGGCAACACGUCCGCCAUCUUCGAUGCCAGGCUGCCGUCUGCGUCUUCUCCAUUUGAGCUCAGGAUAGGGGAAUCUCCUUUUGCCUUCGCUGUCGCGAGUGAAUUGCUCGAUGCUGCGUUGAUUCAAGGAAGGUGCGCGCUCUCAGACAUCAGCUACGAAGAGGAUGGAGGCAGAGGCGAUUCAGCCCGGGCCAAGUCGGCCAAGAGGAGGUUCGUCUUGGCCGUAGACCAGGAGCGUCGCUGUCUCUACAGCGUAGCGGGCUCGAGCAAAGCACCUUGGAAGCUGCCUGCGAGGGGAACUCUGCGUGCAGCAGCGACAUUCCUGCCCCCACCGCUCCCCCGCGGGCCUGUGUCUUGGCUAGACGAGGACUCCUGCCUUGGCCUCAUCCACAUCGUCAAACGCGGCUUCUCCUCGCGCGAUAUGAUCAGUCUAUUGGACUUGGUGCUCGCGGACCUGCAGCUAACGACCACGCAAGCCUCGUUCUUCGUAUCUCAUCUGCACCCUUCGUUGCCAAAGCUGGAGCUCCUUGGCCGACUGUGGCCGUGUUUAAUUGACGGCGAUAACGUCUUCAGCUUCCUGCAGCAGCACUUGACUCAAGCGGAGCAGUGGAAACUCAUCGAUCGCUUCGGCCCGGUCACCAUGCAGUUCUCGACCGCAAACCCAACGGGCCACUGGACACUGACACUCCGAGAUACGCGCCAUCGCAAGCUGGCACUCUGGUUCGCCUCGUUGAACGCCCACCACGCGGCCACCCUGGCCCGAUACCAUCCCAAGCGGACAGACUGCAGUCAAUACGGCCGCGGCUUCUACUGGCGCAACGUCUUCUUCAACCAAAAGCCCAUUCAGCUCACGUACACAUUCUUCGAUCGACUGCCGUACGAAGGAAUCCUCGAGUUCGACUACGUCUCGCCGAUCCGGCCCGAGGACAAGUACAUUGAAGACCACAGCUUGGACUUCCCGGAGAAUUCAGAGCUCGACCAGAGCCUAAUUCAGGCAACACAGACGGCAAUGACAGACCAGGAGCUGGCCACUUUGCUAGCUCAGGUCGGCGCUGAGGUCUGCGCGAUCUACGUGCCCGUCCACAAGCGGCAGAAUCUCAAGUAUCACCUGGUACUGUUCCAUCUCGCCAUCGCCGGCCGACGGAUACUCACACGACAAGCCCACCACGUUCUCCAGCACUUCCCGAAGAACUACGAGUCAGGCCGACUGCGCGCGUUGGUGGCCAUGCACCACGCGAUUGUCGACUUGGAGUGCUUUGGUGAGUUACUCGAGCGUCUCGCGAUGACUGAUCGGCCACGAGUGUACGUGGGUUUGGGCUAUUUGAGCACGAUCAUGCCGCUGGCUGUGGACAUGGACUUCGAGGUGGACUUCACUCGCGACGACGAGAAGAUGUUGCUACGUGCGCUUGUGGACUUGUCGAUCUCGUGCCCCAUGGACAUGAUCCGGAUCGACAGCACGCGGUCCACCGUCCUCAUCAUCUACUCCAUGUACCAAACCAACACCAUCCCCGCUGCUGGCCGCAUCUGCUUCCGCUACGUCACGCACCAAGCUGCAAACCGUCUCGAGUGGCUGCGCGCUCGUCAACAGAUCUACCGCCACUUUCUCUGCGGCGACCGGUUGAAGAGCUUGAGCGACACUGCGGCACUCGCACUGGCAGCGAAUGCUGGUAACAACGAUAACAGUAGCAGCGCCACCGCUGGAGGUACUGGUACAAUCGGCAACGCAAUAGAAAGCGGGAACCCAGCGACAUCUCCAGCCUAG